Molecule: messenger RNA, 1339 nt
Organism: Sinocyclocheilus grahami
Lineage: Eukaryota; Metazoa; Chordata; Actinopteri; Cypriniformes; Cyprinidae
Product: CD48 antigen-like
Exons: 5
Coding region: 10-1029 (339 amino acids)
Cellular component (GO): membrane
Source: RefSeq, a predicted model, not a curated record
AGAAGAGCAAUGAGUGGCAAAUACAGUCUCUUAUUUUUAUUCUUCUGUGGCUUUGGUACACUCACUGUUUCAGAGAAAUUUGAAACAGAACUACUAGAGGGAACGUCCUGCACCAUUAAGCUGCCAACAAAAACUGACAGCUCUAAUGAUAUCAAAUGGAUCCAUCUCUCUAGUGGACACUUAAUUCACAGGAAAAAUGGGAAGAUCAAGUCAAACACUCUAGCUGAAAAUAUGGAAGAAGAUGGAUCAUUAACAUUUAAAAGUGUUAGUCUGAAGAACAACGGCAAAUAUAAAUACACUGUUUUUCAUCAAGAUGGUACAGAGAUUGGUGCUGGAGAAAAGGAAAUUAAAGUUUAUGCAAAGGCUCCUAAACCUACGGUGACGAUCAACUGCAAAGAUGGGAACGCUACUCUCACCUGUGAAACUGGAGACCAUAAAGAUCUAACUGUAUCCUGGUAUAAAGAAGGCAAAAUCAUCCUAAAAAAACCUAAAUUGCUCUUGACAUUUACUGAAGAACAGGAGAAUAAACAGUACUCAUGCAAUGUAAGCAAUCCUGUCAGCAGUAACCAAAGUGACAGCAUUAGAGUAUCAUGUUCUACAAGUAAACGAUCAGGUCUUGAUAAACUCUUUGGCUUUGAUUUCUGGAUCAUGGUGAGCAUUUUAGCAGGUGGAGGAGCCCUUCUGCUGCUGCUAAUAUGUGUUCUUGCCAUCUGUGCGUGUCGAAGCUGUAGCCAGCGAAAGAAGCACAAACAGGAUGAAGAUGAGUUCAGGCUGAGGGUUUUUCAAGAUGAAGCUCCUAAUGGUACAGCCAGAUCCAAACACACUGCUAGGGGGCAACCGGUGCCCCCCAUCCCGCAAGAAGACCCAUCUCCACAAACCCCAACACAAACCCAGACUCAACCCAAAGCCCAGAUCCGCGCUCGACCUCCACCACCGCCUGAGGACGAUGAGGAAUAUCCUCCUCCCUUACCUCGCCCUAGGAAUAAACAGCACCGCAACAGAAAUGAAGAGCCGUACCGACCAAUGUAAUGAAAUGCUUGUAUGUUCACUGAAAAACAGUAACAUGGGGCCUUAAUUGAAUGGUUUUCAUAAGCCAUAUGGUAGGAGUGUCAUAAAGAAACAGCUUGCUUAAAAUGAAAAUUUGGUCAUGUACUCACCCUCAUGUUUUUCCAAACUUGUAUUGUUUUCUUUAUUUUUGUCAAACACCAAAGGAGAUCUUAGGCAGAAUGUCAAAGUCCAUACAAGUUCCAUAAACAAUAGUCCUUACGACUUGUGCGCUAAGUCUUCAGAGGUUCAUUUAUGUAAUGAUUUACAACACAAAAUAUUGACUCAAAAAUGC